Prorocentrum cordatum is the source of this 3138-nucleotide messenger RNA. NCBI's taxonomy places the organism in Eukaryota, Dinophyceae, Prorocentrales, Prorocentraceae. The record is from the annotation of a GenBank genome assembly.
AUGGCGCCGCGCCAGAUGUACGCUCCCCGACGGGGCUGCGCGAGGAGCUUCGAGGAGUUCAGGCGCACCGUUGCGACGGCGCUCGUGCCUCGGCGCGACGGGGCGGCAAGGCACGAGGAGCUGCGCAAGAGGCGGCCUGCUGCCUGCAAGCGCAAUACCAUCGAGGUCGCCGACGGCGGCCCCCUGGGCUACGACAGCUUCGAGGACGACUUCGAGGACGGCUACGACGGCCACCAGAACACCUACAGCGACCACCAGCGCUUCGACCGCUUGCAGGGCGGCUACACCCCAGGCGAGGAGCGGCGCGACCGGCUCCGAGUGGUGUCCCCUCCCUCGGAUGUGCGGUCUGACGACGGCGCCGCGCCCGGCACCUGGGACAACGAUAGUUACGAGACGGAGGUCAACAGCGACGACGUCAACGAGAGCCACGACGACCCGCCAGAAGAACGACAGCUGCGACAUCAACGAAGGCCUCUGACUGCCAGAAGAACUCCAAGGAGCACCAGAACAGUAAGCUGGCUGGGCAUUUGUGUGGAAGAGGGGAAGGGCGCCUACUUGCAGGUGGUGUCGUCCCAGGGCAGGGCAGAAGAGGCAAACGAGGGGGAGACUGAGAAGGCAGACGACGAAGAGGACUACAAGGAGGGCGGCCUGAAGGAAAAAGACGACGCCCUGUCGAUAGCCGCGUUGGCGCGCGAGGCUUUCCCCGCCAGAAGACCGGAGCAGACAGCUGAGGCCAGGCGCGAGAAGGACCCAGAGCACAAGCAGCACAACGAGCCCGAGGAGGACCCAGAGCACGAACAGCAGGACGAGCGCGGGACGGGCCCAGAGCGCGAGCAGCAGGACGAGCACGGGGAUCCAGAGUACGAAAAAUAUUCAGAGCACGAGCAGCAGGACGAGAAGAAGAACCCAGGGCGCGAGAAGCGGCCAGAGUACGAGCAGCAGGACGAGUGCGAGAAGGAUCGCGAGCGCGAGAAGGACCCAGAGUGCGAGAAGGACCCAGCGUACGAGCAGCAGCACGACCGCAAGAAGGACCCUGAGGGUCCAGAACACGAUCAGCAGGACGAGUUCGGGGAGCCAGAGCACGAUGAGGACCCAGAGCACGAGCAGCAGGACGUCAGGCAGGACCCAGGGCGCGAGAAGGACCCGAAGUUCGAGCAGCAGGACGAGCGCGAGAAGGAUCCAGACUGCGAGAGAAACACAGACUGCGAGAAGGACCCAGAGUACGAGCAGCUGGGCCCGCCCCACCUCCCAGACGAAUGGGCUAGCGCGAUGGACAAGACUGGCGAGAGGCACUGCUGCCAAAGGGUCACGAAGCAUAAGCAGUGGUCUCCCCCGCCGCCAGACAGCGCGACCAGCUACCUGGACAAGCAAGGGCGGCGCCACUACCACAACGAGGUCAUCAACAAGACGCAAUGGACGCCUCCCCUUCGCAGCUGCCUGAAGAAGCCGCCCCGCCAGGCGGAGGACGCGGAGCUAGCACGCACGCUUCGCGAGAAAGGCCACUAUGCGGAGUCCGCGCAGCUCCCGCCUGUCCUCACGAUGGGACCUAGGUCGCCCUCGGAGUGGAAGCAGCUGGAGCUCGACAGUGCCGGUUUGAGGGCGGCACUGACGCUCGCGCUGUGCGCGGCGUCCUCGGGCCUGGCGGUGUUGCUCUUUCUAAACCCAUCUGCUCCGCAAGCCAAUCUUCCCUGCAUGUGGAAGGUCCCCGAGGUCAGGUUCCUAUGUUCCCUGCAAGAUACGUCCCCGACGGUCACGUCGAGAUGUGAGCCCAUGGGGGACCGUCAGUGCCUGUGCAUGAAUGCCAUGCCGAUCAUGGCCCCUACUGACAGCAGCCAGAUCGAAGUCUACGCAGCUGCUGUCAUCACGCAGGCUUCAGAAGGGGAGGUCGCCCUUCGUGAAGCAGAGAUCGAGCAGCUGCACCAGGUGCUCGAGACGCUCACUGGUGACGCUGAGAUCGCCAACCGUGUAUGCGGGCUGCUCCCCGCUCUCUCUGCGCUGGUGGCGGGGAGGCAGCCCAGCUGGCUCGAUCGGCUCCGUAGGAACGUCGCUCUGCACGCGAAGAUCGUCACGGACCAGCUGUCCAUGGAAACUCAGGGCGAGUACCCCGUGGCGCCUGCCGCUGGUUCGUGGUGUGGGAACCCUUUUUCAGACCGGGAGCCGAUCGCAGAGGUGCUCUUCGACAGCAGCGACGGGACCGCAGGGCCUCAGCCAGGGAGGCUUGUUUUGGCGACUGGUCCUUCGCUCAAAGACAGUCGAGGAGGCGGUCCUGGCAAAGGCUUGGACAACGUUGGCGACGAGAAGAUCCUCAUGCAGGCGGCUGACUACCGCGAGACCGCCUACAUGCACACGAUCGGGGUAGAGGCACAGGAGAAUACUUCUCCCGAGCUGGGCAAGGGGCUGGCCAUCCUGACGAUAUUCCUGAAUUCGUUGCAGCUGAGGUUGGUGCCGAUACGAGCCCUCGGUUCUCAAGGAGGCUGGCGGGUUUGCCAGACAGCAGGAAUCGUCGCCUGUUUCUGGAUGUUCACGGCCGUCUUCGCGUACGAGACCAAGGAGUUCGGCCUGGUCAGCGUCGAGCCCGAGGAGCAGGGGAAGGCCCGGGGCAAGAAGGCUGCCUGCGAGGGCCGCUUCGUGACGCUCCUGGGGCUGCAGCAGUCCAAGAGGGAGCUCAUCUGGCUCCUCGAGAGCAAGGUGGGCCAGCGGCACGAUCCGCACUUCGCUGCGGACAGCGCGAACGCGGCCAGGAACCAGGGCAGCAAGCAGGGCGUGGCGAGGCGCAGAGAGCUCGAGGAGUUCGCCAGCCUGCGCCAGGAGGCCCUCGGCACCCAGCGCCCGUCCGCCGCGGAGGGCCUCUUCGGCGAGCCCGCCUCGGCAGUAGGCCUUAAGCGUAAGGCGGCGCCAGACGCUGGCGGGGCCGCCGCUGCAGCGAAGCGGCCGUCGGCUGCCAAGGCGCCGGCCGAGGCUGCUGCAGAGGAGGCGCAGCCCGCGGCACAGCCCGAGGCCACGCCGCCGGCGCCGCCUGGCGACGCCGCCGAGGCGGCCUCGGAGGAGGAGGGGGCCCUCGGAGGGCUCGCGGCCUACGACUCCGACGAGGACGAGGAGGACGACGAGGACGAGAAGUUGCCGCCGCCUGCGCUGUGA